AAGGAAGCAGUGAGGCAGGCAGAGAGAGAGGAGGAAGCAGGCUCCCCGCUAAGCAGAGAGCCAGAUGCGGGGCUCGAUCCCAGGACCCUGGGAUCAUGACCUGAGCGGAAGGCAGAGACCUGAACUCACUGAGCCACCCAGGAGCCCCUCCGUGUCUUUUCUUAAUUGAACGUUCAGUUUUGAGGUAACUGUAGACCCCCGUGCAGUCGUCGGAAGGACCGCGCCGUGAUCCCCCGUGCUCUUUGCCCAGAUCCCUACCGUGAUACCCUGCAGGCGUCCAGUGCGGGGUCACGUCCAGGACGGCGACCGUGAUGCAGCGCAGUACAGAGCAUCCCACCCCCCACAGGUGUCCCCCCGCUGCCCCUUUACAGCCUCACCCGCCGUCUCCCCCACACCCCGCCAGCCACGACUCUAGGCCCCAUCCAUGUGUCGUGACAUUUCAGGGAGGUUACGUGAAUGGAGUCAGGCAGUAGGUGAUGUUUUGGGACCGGCGUUCUUAGCACCACUCUGGAGAGUUCCCCAGAGCCCAAGCCUAUCAGUGGUUCACUCCUUUUCAUCGCGGAUGAGCCUUCCAGGUGUCGGUCCCUCUGGACCACGGACCGGGGUCACCCGUUGGGGGCCAGCCAUCUGGCCUGUUGUGACUAGAGCUGCUCCAAACAGGUGUGUGGGUUUUCGUGUGGGCGCAAGUGUUCAUUUCUCUGGGGCAGGCGCCCCCGACUGCAGCGGUGGGGUCAUAGGCCACGUGCUUGCAGGUCACAAGAGACACCACCCUGGUCUCCGCUUUGCAAGCCGCCGGCGCGUGCCCGGGGUUUCCUGCGCUACUCGGGCGGAAGCGCGCCGUGUCCCGGUGCCGUGCUGAGCACGUUUCCCUGGCGGAGGAUGACAGUAGCCACCUUUUCCUACGCUGGUCAGUUGUAUAUUCUCUUGGCUGAAAUGUCUUUCGGGUCUUUUGCCCAUUUACUGAUUGUCUGGUUUGUGUUUUACUGUUGGGUUGUGAGAGUUCUCUGCAUGUUCAAGGUUUGGGUGUGUGGUUCGCAAAGAUGCCUCCUGGUCUUCUUGCCCUCCUCACCGGGGCUUUUGUAGAGCAAAAUUUUUGAAUUUUGAUAAAGUCUAAUUAAAUUUCUGUUUCUAGAGGAUUCUUGUGGUGACAAGUCCAAAAACUGCCUACCCUAGAUCCCAAUGAUUUUCUCCUAUAUUUUUCUAAAAAUGUUACUAUCUUAUGUUUGAAGUCUAGGUCCCAUUAGGAGUUAAUUUUGUGUGAGAUGUGACGUCAUGCACAGCUCACUGACCCACCCCCUCGUCCACUUGCCCCAGCACUACUCCUUCACGAGCUGCUUUUACGCGCCCCGCGAAAGCCCGCUGAGCCUAUCUGCAUGGUCUGUUUCUCGGCUUCCGCUGACCUGUGGGUCUGUCCCCCUCACCACCGGCAGCAUCGGGGUGGACUGGGUCCUCCCGGAACUCUUCCUUUUCAGGGUUGAGUCAUCCCUGGGGCCUGCCUGUGAGCUCCAGUCCCCACAGAGAGCGUCUGUCCAGAACGGCCCUCGCCCCAUCGCCCCCCGGCUGCCAGGUCCUGGUCUGGUCCAGGUCCUGGAGAUUUGGUUCCCGAGGCUAUUGGUGUGCUCCCCCGUGACCCCGGCUGUGGCUCGUCGGCUCCGGUCGCUGUGCCAGACAGAUGUGCGGGUCGGCAGCGGCGCUCAGACAUGGGGUUCAGCAGAACGACCUGGGGUGUGGGAGGGCGGCAUGCAAGGACCAUCCCAGAGGGUCUGCUCCGGCAGGUCUGGGAAGGGCCCGAGAAUCUGCAGUCCCGAGAAAUUCUCAGGUGCUGCCGGUGCUGGUGCAGGGGACCACCCUUGCAGAACCCACGGCCUAAGGUGACUUUUCCCAGGAAAUCGCCACAUCUCUCGCUUACGGGCUUUUGGGUUCUUUUCCCUAAAACACUACUUAUAAUCCGUCGUUCUGGGAUUUCUUGCGUGCUGCGAAUGUCCAGAGGACGGGCGUCCCUGUGCAGAGGGACCGUCAGAGCGCUGAAGGGAUUUUGCGAGCCCAGCACAGACGUCAAGCGCCCCCUUCCUUCAGGCCUUACUUGCUGUGUGGGGGUGGCUGUGAUUCCUUUUCCUGGCUUCAGAGAGCCGUUUUAGGGGACGGGUCUUGGGGAUCAGAUGCUACUAAGGAGGGACGUUCGUUCCCGGCACGCGCGUGUCUCAGUAUAUCCACUGCGCGGGCGGUAGAAGGCUAAAUGCCUGUUGUUUCCUGCCCCUCCUGUUUCCCUCUUGUGGCCGCGGCUCAGCGAGUCGGCUGGGUUUCCCAGCUUUGUGCUUGGAGGAGCCACUUCUCUGGGGACGCUCAAGGGGCAGGAGACGGUCAGCUUUGCCUCCCUGGAGGGGUGCGGAACAGAGGCAGCCCCCCGGGGCUCCGUGGGCCCAGCCAGGCUUCUGCAAGUCCUGCCCGAGCCAGUCGCCCUCGUCUGCGCUCGCCCAUUCCAACAGGUUCUGGGGACCCCGUGUCCUUUGGGCAGCUUCUGGAGAGCCUGCCCCUGGGGCGCCCAGAGGCUCAGUCAGCCAAGCAUUCGACUCCUGACUUCGGCUCAGGUCAUGAUCUCAGGGUCCUGGGAUUGAGCCCUACAUCAGGCCCACGCUCAGCGGGGAGUCUGCUUGAGGAUUCCUCUGUCACUGCCCCUCCCCCUAAAAUGAAUCAGUUAAUCUAAAAAAUUUAAAAAAAAAAAAAAAAAAAAGACCUGCUCUCGCCUUUGCAGAACUUCCUCCACUGGGAGCCAGUGCCGGCCAGGGGAGGGUUCCAGUCGCAGGUAGACCUCGGGGCCCGGCAGCCAUGCACUAGUGAGGGUUUCCCCACGUGUGUCUUCUGUCGCUUUGUCCCUCUCCACCUCCUGCUCAGUGACCCGAGGCUGUCCCCAUUCCAGACUGGCUCCUGACCACAGCCGUGGUACCCAUCCUGGCUGACCACAGCCGUGGUACCCAUCCGCCAGGAAGCCCCAUGUGAAACUUGCAAGGGCCACAUGAGAUGCCUUUUAGCUUCAGUGGGUGUUCCAGGAGCAUGCUGCGCUGUGUUUGGGAAAAUAAACAGCCUGGUUAUUGAUCCUGGCACUUUGUUUUGGGUUUUUUUCUUUUAAGAGGGGUCAGGGGAAGGCAGAGGGAGAGAGAGAGAAGGAGAAACUUGGGCUCUGUGCCCGAUGCGGGGCUCCAUCCCAGGAUCCCAAGGUCAUGACCUGAGCCGAUACACACGUAUAAACGUAUAUACCACAUCUUCACCCACCCCUCAGCUGAUGGACACUGGGGUUCUCCCCGUGUCUUGGCUAUCGUAGAUAACACAACUGGACUGCGCGUGUUCUUUUGAAUUUGUGUUUUGUGUUCUUUGGGUCAGUAUCCAGGAGUGGAAUUACUGAAUCGUAUGGUAAUUCUGUAAUUCUGCUUCUAGCUUGAGGACCCUCUGUACUGUGUUCCAGAGCGGCUGCCCCACGCUUGCGUUCCCACCAGCAGGGCGCGAGGCUCCCCCUUCUCCGCAUCCUCGCGGAUGACAUUCUGUCAUUUCUCAAGCUGCUGAUUUCAGCCGUCCUGACAGGUGGCAGGUGACUUGCGGACGAUGAGCGAUGGGGAGCGUCUCCCUGUGCGUCUGUUGGCCGUCUGCGUGUCCUCUUAGAGGAAUGUCUGUUCAGAUCUUCUGCCCGUGGUUUAAUUGGACCAUUUUGGUUUUUUGGGUGUUGAGUCGCAUCCGUUCUUCCGGAUGCUAAGCCUUCAUUGGAAAGGUCAUUUGCGAGUGUCUUCUCCCGCUCCGUAGGUUGCCUUUUGAUCUUGUUGAUUCUCUCGCUUUGCAGAAGCUUUUCAUUUUGGUGUAGGCCCAGUAGUUCAUUUUUGCUUUUAUUUCCUUUGCUUUACGAGACCGUCGCCACGGCCCAUGUCAGAGAAAGUUCUGCCUGGGCUGACUUCCAGAACUUUUAUGAUGUCAGGUCCCCCCAUCUAGGCCUUUCAUCCAUUUUGAGUUUAUUUUUGUGUUUGGUGUAAGAAGGUGGCCCAGUUUCAUUGUCUUGCACGAGAGAACAGUUUCCACAACACUGUCCUCUCCCUCUUGCCUGCUCUCGCCUCCUUUGUUGAAGAUGAGUUGACUGUGCAACUGUGGGCUUCUUUCUCGGUUCUCUGUUCCGAUCCAUGACCUGUGUCUGGUUCUGUGCAGGUCCUGGACUGCUCCGAUCGUGACCGCUCUGUAGUGUAUCUUGCAAUCUGGGAUCACAAUUCCUCCAGUUUUGUUUUUCUUUUUUCUUUCUUUCUUUCUUUUUUUUUUAAGAUUAUCUUUUUAUUUAUUGGACAGACAGAGAUCACAAGUAGGCAGAGAGGCAGGCAGAGAGGGGGGAAAGCAGGCUCCCUGCUGAGCAGAGAGCCCGAUGCGGGACUCGAUCCCAGGACCCUGAGAUCAUGACCUGAGCCAAAGGCAGACACUUUAGCCCACUGAGCCACCCCGGCGCCCCAAGUUUUGUUUUUCAUUUCACUAUUACUUUGACUGUUUGGGGGUUCUGUGGAUCCACACGUUUUAGGAUUGUUUGUUCUAGUUCUGUGAAAAAUGCUGUUGGUACUUUAACAGGGACGGCACUGAAUCUGUAGAUUGCUUUGGGUAGUGUGGACGCUGUACCGAUGUGUGCUCUUCCGCUCCGUGAGCGCGGGGUGCCGUUCCUUCUGUGUUCUCUUCAGUGUUUCCGCGGGGUUUUCUAGUUUUCGGAGUCCCGGUCUUUCAUGUGGGCGAGCAUCUUUAUUUCAUGUUGUAGGUAAAAGAAUCGAGGCCCCGGAAUGACGGUACCCGGAUCAUCCCUCUAGUAGGUGGGGUCCUGCCUCACGAGAUGAACAGAACACAGAAGUGACUGACCCAAUCAGAGUUUUGCGAGGUGUCCGCAAUGGCUGAAGACGGGAGUGAGGAGAUCAUGUUCAUCUGGUGUGAGGACUGCGGUCAGUACCACGACUCCGAGUGUCCCGAGCUGGGCCCCGUGGUCAUGGUCAAGGACUCCUUUGUGUUAAGCAGGGCACGGUCCUCCCUCCCUUCCAACCUGGAGAUCCGGCGGCUGGAAGACGGGGCCGAAGGAGUGUUUGCCGUGACUCAGCUCGUCAAGAGAACACAGUUCGGUCCGUUCGAGUCGAGGAGAGUGGCCAAAUGGGAGAAGGAAUCCGCGUUUCCCCUGAAGGUGUUCCAGAAGGACGGGCACCCCGUGUGCUUCGACACCUCCAACGAGGACGACUGCAACUGGAUGAUGCUGGUGCGGCCGGCGGCGGGGCCCGAGCACCAGAACCUGACGGCCUUCCAGCACGGCAACGACGUCUACUUCACCACGUCGCGGGACAUCCCGCCGGGCGCCGAGCUGCGCGUGUGGUACGCCGCCUUCUACGCCAAGAAGAUGGACAAGCCCAUGCUGAAGCAGGCCUGCCCCGGGGCCCACGCUGCAGGUACCCCGGAGAGCAGCGCCGCGGUGGAGUCCGAGCCCAGCCAGUGGGUGUGCAAAGUGUGUUCCGCCAGCUUCCUGGAGCUGCAGCUGCUGAACGAACACCUGUUGGGUCACUUGGAACAAGCCAAGAGCCUGCCCCCGGCCAGCCAGCACGAAGCCGCGCCCGAGAAGGAACCAGAUGUGCCCCGGGGGGAGCCUCCUGCGGUUCCCAAGAGUGUCAGUGCCACCAAAGAGCAGAAGAAAAAGCCUCGAAGGGGAAGAAAACCCAAAGCAUCAAAACCUGAGCAGCCUCUAGACAUCAUAGAAGGCAAGGAGCCGCCAGAGCCAGUGGCCGAGAUCGUUACCGAGGUCCCGCCGGACGAGCCCGUGGCCGCAGCACCAGACGACCGCAUCAUGGAGCUGGUCCUGGGGAAGCUGGCCGCCAGCCCCGGCGACACCAGCUCUGUGCCCAAGUUCCUCGUACGAGGACAGCUGCCUGGUGUCUGUACUUUUGCGACUGACUCUCUCACUCAGCUGUCAGACUGGCCCCCCGGGAAGGCCGGACGUUAUUGCGUCACAGAGACGUUCCCGCACCAUCAGAGCACCACCAUCACCCUCAAGAGGAGCCUGAUUCUGUCGAGCCGGCACGGCAUCCGGAGGAAGCUCGUCAGGCAGCUGGGCGAGCACAGGCGGGUCUACCAGUGCAGCAUCUGCAGCAAGGUCUUCCAGAACAGCAGCAACCUGAGCAGGCACGUGCGCUCGCAUGGCGACAAGCUGUUUAAAUGUGAGGAAUGUGCCAAGCUGUUCAGCCGCAAGGAGAGCCUGAAGCAGCACGUCUCCUACAAGCACAGCAGGAACGAGGUGGACGGCGAGUACAGGUACCGGUGCGGCACCUGUGAGAAGACCUUCCGCAUCGAGAGCGCGCUGGAGUUCCACAACUGCAGGACAGAUGACAAGACGUUCCAGUGCGAGAUGUGUUUCAGAUUCUUCUCCACCAACAGCAACCUCUCCAAGCACAAGAAGAAGCACGGGGACAAGAAGUUCGCCUGCGAGGUCUGCAGCAAAAUGUUCUACCGCAAGGACGUCAUGCUGGACCACCAGAGGAGGCACCUGGAAGGCGUGCGGCGGGUGAAGCGGGAAGACCUGGACGCCGGUGGCGAGAACCUGGUCCGCUACAAGAAGGAGCCCUCGGGAUGCCCCGUGUGCGGCAAGGUGUUCUCCUGCAGAAGCAACAUGAACAAGCACCUGCUGACCCACGGCGACAAGAAGUACACCUGCGAGAUCUGCGGCCGCAAGUUCUUCCGCGUGGACGUGCUCAGGGACCACAUCCAUGUCCACUUCAAGGACAUCGCGCUGAUGGACGACCACCAGCGGGAGGAGUUUAUCGGCAAGAUCGGCAUCUCCUCGGAAGAGAAUGAGGACAACUCAGACACGAGCGCGGACUCGGAGCCUCACAAGUACAGCUGCAAGCGGUGCCAGCUGACCUUCGGCCGGGGGAAGGAGUACCUGAAGCACAUCAUGGAGGUCCACAAGGAGAAGGGCUACGGCUGCAGCAUCUGCAACCGCCGCUUCGCCCUCAAGGCCACGUACCACGCGCACAUGGUCAUCCACCGCGAGAACCUGCCGGACCCCAACGUGCAGAAGUACAUCCACCCGUGUGAGAUCUGCGGGCGCAUCUUCAACAGUAUCGGGAAUCUGGAGCGGCACAAACUCAUCCACACGGGUGUCAAGAGCCACGCGUGCGAGCAGUGCGGGAAGUCCUUCGCGCGGAAGGACAUGCUGAAGGAGCACAUGCGCGUGCACGACAACAUCCGGGAGUACCUGUGUGCCGAGUGCGGGAAAGGCAUGAAGACCAAACACGCGCUGCGUCACCACAUGAAGCUGCACAAAGGCAUCAAGGAGUACGAGUGCAAGGAGUGCCACCGCAAGUUCGCGCAGAAGGUCAACAUGCUGAAGCACUACAAGCGGCACACGGGGAUUAAAGAUUUCAUGUGUGAGCUGUGCGGGAAGACCUUCAGCGAGAGGAACACAAUGGAGACCCACAAGCUCAUCCACACAGUGGGCAAGCAGUGGACGUGCUCCGUGUGCGACAAGAAGUACGUCACCGAGUAUAUGCUGCAGAAGCAUGUGCAGCUCACGCACGACAAAGUGGAGGCGCAGAGCUGCCAGCUGUGCGGGACCAAGGUGUCCACCAGGGCCUCCAUGAGCAGACACAUCCGGCGCAAACACCCGGAGGUCCUGGCCGUGAGGAUCGACGACCUGGACCACCUCCCGGAGACCACCACCAUCGAUGCCUCUUCCAUUGGCAUCGUCCAGCCUGAACUGAGUCUGGAGCAGGAGGAGCUGGCCGAGGGGAAGCAUGGGAAAGCCGCCAGGAGAGCCCACAAGAGGAAGCAGAAGCUGGAGGCAGAGGCGGCGGGCGCCCCGGGGCCAGAGGAGGCCACCUUCAGCGAGUACACGGAGAAGGAGCCUGUGCUGUCGGGCGUGGGGGACGAAACGGACUCCGCGGUACAGAGUAUCCAGCAGGUGGUCGUGACCCUGGGGGAUCCGAAUGUGACCACCCCGUCGAGCUCAGUGGGCCUGACCAACAUCACCGUGACCCCCAUCACCACUGCCGCCGGGACUCAGUUCACCAGCCUCCAGCCCGUAGCCGUCGGGCACCUGACCACCCCGGAGCGCCAGCUGCAGCUGGACAACUCGAUCCUGACCGUGACCUUUGACACCGUCAGUGGCUCCGCCAUGCUGCACAACCGGCAGAACGACAUCCAGAUCCACCCCCAGCCCGAGGCCACGAACCCGCAGUCGGUGGCGCACUUCAUCAAUCUGACCACGCUGGUCAACUCCAUCACGCCCCUGGGCAGCCAGCUCGGUGACCAGCACCCGCUGACGUGGCGGGCAGUGCCGCAGACGGACGUGCUGCCGCCCCCCCAGCCGCAGGCGCCCCCCCCACAGGCGCCGCCGCCGCAGGUGCCGGCCGAGCCCCAGCCGCAGAUGUACAGCUACUGAGCCGCGCGGCCGAGAGCGCAGACGGAGACCCACACUCGGGUGUCCUUUCUCAUUUUGAGAUUCAUUUGCUGGAUACCAAACCGAGGGGGAAAAAAGUUAUUAUCACAACGUCCAUAACGUUGACUUAGCUUUGCAGCAUUCUCUCCAGACCCCCUCCCAGCAUCGCGGUCUGGGGGCGCGCCUCGAGUGCCCCGGGCAGGUGGCCACGUGCUCGGUGUCUGGCAGAGCUCGGUGUGGGGACACAUGGGGUCCGGGGGAGGGGGCAGGUGGGAGCAGACAGGUGAGCGAAGUGUCAGGAGGGUCCCAGGGGCCCACCUGCCUCCUUCAGGGAGGGGUUCCCACCUGGGGGCUUGGGGCGGAGUCCCGCAGGACCGGGGUGGAGAGGAAGCUCCCACUUCUCGCUUCUGGGUGUUUUUGAUGAAUGAGCAGUUAGACGUUAAAGUGACGUUUAUUCUCUUUGAAAUUGGAGUCGAGUUGAAUUUGUGACCCACCUCCAGGCUGAAGGCGCCCCGUGGCCUCCACUGACGCUCUGGGCGCAGUUGGCCUGGGCUGGGGGUUCCCAGACAUCGCUGACUCGGGCCUCAGAGGCCUCUUUGUAACAUAAUGUGGAUCGAUUUUUCAUUUCUUUUUUUUUUUUUACUGUAUGUUGAGCCUAUGUUACGUAUUCAGGACUGUCCCAGCCACAUUGUUUUCGAUCUUGAACGCGCUCGAAUCAUUUGCACUGUAGGAGCAUCGGUCUGCAUGCAGCUCUGCGCACUGCCCGGGCGUGAGGGACACGCCACCAUGGGCGACACGGCCGCUGCACGCGUCCCUCCCGGGGCUCCUGCACGGCUGCCCGGGGACCCUUGGCCAAAUAUAUUUAUCACGGUGAGGCUCAGCCGAUCCCAGCGAAAGACAUGGAAGAAACCGUGCGUUCUUUCUGCUUGAACCGAAUUCCAAAGACUGAUGUGUUUCAAGACCAAUGUUCUAGAAAAAUGUCGAGCAAGCAUGGCUCUCCCAGCGGCAAAGCACACGUGUCUCCGAAAUCCAGAGGGGCUGCCUUCUCCUGCCAGGCGGCGACACAAGCAGAAGAGGUUCGCUCACAAGCAGAAGCGUGAAUGGCCUUCGUGAACGAACGUGCCAAGUUACAGCUGCACCGCGUCCCUGGGAUACGCACUUCCACGCGCGGGCGCACCCGUCAGCGGCCCAGGGCUUGGCCCGUGCCAUCAGCGGCUCAGCCAGGGACACAGCGGCACGGCGUUCAGGCUCCUGAUCCCCGUAACGCUGUCCGAACCACAUCCUAACGUGCCCUUAUACUGGCCUUGCUCCCUCAUUACCGUGCGUCCUGUCUUCUUGGGACACCCACGCGGAAGGACGAGCAAGGCGUCCGUAGUGAAUACGCCCGAGGAAUCUUGUGCCGUCGCUGAGGCCGAGGACGAUUCGUUCUGCAAAAUCCAAGUUCCCAGCACUUCACCUGGUUCCCAGUAGCAGGAGUCUGAGGACAGGGCUAGGAUUUGUUUCGUGCAAUGCUCGCCUCCAGAACCGCGGGGAGGCCCACGCCCGCCGUACGCAAGCGUGUCUCCGGACACGGCUCCGUGACACUCCGGUCGCCUGCCUGGCGGUUGAAUUCACAGUGGGAGAUUAUUUGAUUUUUUAAUUUAUGAUAAUUAUUUUUAUGUUAUUUAUGUAUAUAAUUAACUGCUUUCUACACAAAAGUUCCAUCAAAUGAACUUGGGCUGGGAGUGAUAUAUUUUCUAAAAUACCAUCUUUGUUCUCCAAAUAUAAGGGGGCUGGGUACCCACGGGAUCAAGAAUACCAAGAUUCCUAACAUAUUUAAAAAAAAAAAAUCACUGACAAUUUUUUUUUUUUUUGCUCUCACAGCAUAGAAAGGGUGGAUGACUAAAAAUACGAACACGAUUAACCCUCUGUUCGCCUUUAUCUCCUACUCCUCUUCCCGGUGUAAUAAAGGCCUUUUAAAUUACAGUUUUAUUUUUUUAAAGACUUUGUUUGUGUGCCUGGAGUAAGGGGGCCUCCGAUGUUUCUAAAGCACCUCGUGUCGGCUGCGCAGCCCGGCUGGCCUCCUGCUUCCUUCACACCCACGCCUGUGGAAAGACCCUCCGUGUAACCCUCAGUUAGAACUCUGAAUAAAAAUCUGAUUCACUCCUGAGUUUCCUGUAGACACACUUGGUCUUAAUAGGGUCACUAUCGGGUGCAGAAUGGGUCUGUGGGGUCUUAAAACCGAUGCUGAGAAUUUGCAUACGAGCGACGGAGUGAAGGAAAAAGUGCCGCCCAGCCAGAGUCCUUGACCGGAGAUGCUUCUGCGCCAAGGUCACCCUGGACUGAUGGGACGCGCUGAGACUGGCAGCCGAUCCCGGGUGCAGCCGAUCCCAGCUGUGUCCGUGGGAGCCACCGCGGGCCCCAUCGCAGCCCCCGGGCUCUGUGCGUUUGGGCUGCUUACUCUAAGUUAAGGCACCACGGGAGCUUACCUGUGGCCUGUGCAUCUGUAAAGUCGGGCCGCUCUGUGCCGCAGUCAUGGUAAGACUCUCCCAGAGCUGGUGUGCCGAGGAGGGGGCUGGGCGUCCGGAGCGAUGCCGGAGGGGGACACGUCGCCUGUGCCGGCCGCCACCUCACCAUACCCAGCGGGAAAUCCCGGGUGUGGGGGACAGAGUCACGGACCUCACCUGUUCUUUCCAGCCACGGCGUCCACAGGCGUGGCACUUAGGGCUCCUCCGCUCAAGACGUCCCUUCGCAUUUGUGAAAGGCACUGAGACUGUUUCAAGAAGUUGUGUGUAUUUCGUGUCCCGUCAGUUUGCAGAAUGACAAAUAAAAGUGCGGUGACCUGUGUUUUUCAA
Messenger RNA from Mustela lutreola (European mink), 11256 nucleotides. RefSeq names its product PR/SET domain 15 (gene PRDM15). Bases 4898 to 8425 code for a protein of 1175 amino acids. Gene Ontology annotation, molecular function: DNA-binding transcription factor activity; histone deacetylase binding; RNA polymerase II cis-regulatory region sequence-specific DNA binding. Gene Ontology annotation, cellular component: nucleus; cytoplasm. Lineage: Eukaryota; Metazoa; Chordata; Mammalia; Carnivora; Mustelidae. Gene Ontology annotation, biological process: cell fate commitment; regulation of transcription by RNA polymerase II. The record is from RefSeq and is a predicted model, not a curated record. The transcript is spliced from 25 exons.